Entelurus aequoreus (snake pipefish) is the source of this 1679-nucleotide messenger RNA. RefSeq names its product aspartyl aminopeptidase (gene dnpep). Lineage: Eukaryota; Metazoa; Chordata; Actinopteri; Syngnathiformes; Syngnathidae. Bases 145 to 1554 code for a protein of 469 amino acids. The record is from RefSeq and is a predicted model, not a curated record. Gene Ontology annotation, biological process: proteolysis. Gene Ontology annotation, molecular function: aminopeptidase activity; zinc ion binding. The transcript has 15 exons.
GCCGCUGGGGGUCACUGUGACAGCGCUGCUACCGCCACUGCUGACGAGUCGACAAAUCUGUGGUUUCCUGCCUUCAGCCGCCGGUGUCGUCACUCACCUCAGCGCGUGCAUGACUUCAAAGUCCCGCCAGUGCAGUCCAUAACAAUGAAUGGCUCCAAGGUAGCCGUGCAGUCAGCUGCUAGAGAAUUUUUGCAGUUUGUCAACAGAGGAGCGUCUCCAUAUCACGUGGUAGAAGAAUGUCGCAGGCGUCUGCUGGAAGCAGGAUUUGUUGAGCUGAAGGAGGUGGACAGAUGGGACAUCAAGCCAUCCCGCAAGUACUUUGUGACCAGGAACUUCUCCUGUGUCCUUGCUUUUGCCGUGGGCGGGAACUACUCGCCUGGGAAUGGCUUCUCCAUGAUUGGAGCGCAUACAGACAGCCCCUGUCUCAGGGUGAAGCCAAGGUCUAAGAGGACAAACCAGGGCUGUCUGCAGGUCGGCGUGGAGUGCUACGGUGGUGGCAUUUGGAACACCUGGUUUGAUCGUGACCUGACCAUUGCGGGGCGUGUCAUUGUUAAGCAAGACGACAAGCUUGUCCAGCGGCUGGUGCAUGUGUCACGACCUCUGCUGAGAGUUCCCCACCUGGCCAUCCACCUGCAGAGGGACGUCAACGACUCCUUCGGCCCCAACAAGGAGACUCAUCUUGUGCCCAUUCUGGCCACCGCUGUCCAGGAAGAGUUGGAGACGGGCAAUGCAACCUCAGGAAAUGCCACCACCGCUGCCAACACGGCAGAGAAACACCACCCAGCGCUGGUGAAGGUGUUGUGUUCAGAGCUGGGAGUUGAACCUGAAGCCUUGCUUGACUUUGAGCUCUGUUUGGCUGACACUCAGCCAGCGGCGCUGGGUGGCGUGUAUGAAGAGUUCAUUUUCUCUCCUCGCCUGGACAACCUUCACAGCUGCUACUGCGCCAUGCAGGGGCUAAUCGAGUCCUGCUCGGGGAACUCGCUGGACACAGAACCCAACAUCCGCAUGGUGACACUGUAUGACAACGAAGAGGUCGGCUCAGAAAGUGCCCAGGGGGCGCAAUCCAACCUGACCGAGCUCAUCCUUAGUCGCCUGGCUACCUCUCCCUCAAACCCCACCGCCUUCCAGCAGGCGGCGCCACUUUCCUUUAUGAUCAGCGCCGACAUGGCGCAUGCUGUGCACCCCAACUACCAUAACAAACAUGAGGAGAACCAUCGUCCAUCUUUCCACAAGGGUCCAGUGAUCAAGUUCAACAGCAACCAACGCUACGCCACCACAGCUGUGACCGCCAGUGUUGUCCGAGAGAUCGCCAGCCGAGUUGGUGUUCCUCUUCAGGAUGUGAUGGUCCGUAACGACAGCCCGUGUGGAACCACCAUCGGACCCAUUCUGGCCGCUCGGCUCGGCGUGCCUGUGGUGGACAUCGGCGCACCCCAACUCUCCAUGCACUCCAUUCGGGAGAUGUGCUGCACCUCCAGCGUAAUACAAAGCACCACCCUCUUUAAGGCUUUCUUUGAGUUGUUUCCUCAAUUGAGGAGCUCGCUGGUGGUGGACUAAAAUGAUGGCAUUGACCCGCAGCACAUCCUCAUUGACUACAUUGUUUUCACCCAAGUAGUCAAUGAGAUGGUUGGACUUCAAAUGAGGUACAAAAGGUUUUAUUGGAAUAAAACGUCUUGAACUUU